Messenger RNA from Notolabrus celidotus (New Zealand spotty), 1102 nucleotides. Its product is annotated as platelet glycoprotein Ib alpha chain-like. Lineage: Eukaryota; Metazoa; Chordata; Actinopteri; Labriformes; Labridae. Bases 305 to 781 code for a protein of 158 amino acids. The record is from RefSeq and is a predicted model, not a curated record. The transcript has 4 exons.
GCCUCUCUGCUGGAAGGUUGUUUUCUUAACAUGCAUCAAGGCAGGAGCCAAAAGCCAAAAUCAGCGGUCCCCAGGCAUCCCAGUCUUGCCCAAUACUCUCCCCUGGCACAGCCCUGCCCAUCCCACCUUCACGGUCAGGGCAGCGUAUAUUAGAAGCAGCCAGUCCUGCAUGGAAGACAGGCAUCGUUCUGCACUGACAGAGAGCCGUCACAGCUACGAGGACUCCCUUUGGUGUGACAGGAUUUAAGAGACGCUGCAGAGAACGGGUCUGGUGCGACAGAUAACUGACAGGAACCAAUCAGAGAUGAAGCUUCUUACAAUCGCCCUCGUCAUCGUCCUUCUUACAACAGCCUCUGCUAGGCCUAAGCGUCGGCGUUGGCAUCAAAAGGCUGACAUCAGGGACAAGGACCAGAGACAGGGAUGGCUGGAUAAAUACAAGUGGUUGUCUUGGUUGUGUAAUAAAAAUUCUAGCCAUGAAGGCUCUUCCUCUGAUGAGUCGCAGGAAUCCAGUGAAUCCUCUGAAGAGUCAUCGGAGGAAGUUCAAAUACCCGAUCAGACCACCCCGUUCAUGCCCACCACGUCGUCCACGCCCACCACUACACCAGACAGGAGCACCCUCUCCCCCACACCGGGGAACGUAACCACAAACCGGCCAACUGCUGCGCCCCCCACAACAACAACCACAGCUGUUGUGAUCACUUCUCCUGGCGGUGUGACCCCAAAUGUUACACAGAGGUUUCCCACGGCAGCUCCCAUCACAGACAACAGAGGGGACAACUGAGCAACUUUGAUUCCUGCUGACUGAUCGCGAACGAUGACUUAUCAUAUCCAUGUUUGAUUCUGUUUUUGAGGGUUAAUCACAAUGGGCAUCAAAAAAAGAAAAAAAUAACUUACAAGUACAUAUAUUAAGGGAAGCUAAUUUGAAAAUUAAAGUUAAACUAUAAAUACUAGCUGGUAUAAGAACUUAGCAGGGAAGAGUUGUAGCAAAGUGCCUUGAGAUGCAGUUUCUUCAACGACCACUAGAUGCAGGACCAAAAGAUGUACAAAGCUGAUUGUUGAACAUUUUAGUUGUGUGUAUUAAUAGUAAUUAAAAGAGUAUUUU